Messenger RNA from Cercocebus atys (sooty mangabey), 1913 nucleotides. RefSeq names its product F-box and WD repeat domain containing 9 (gene FBXW9). The transcript is spliced from 10 exons. Gene Ontology annotation, molecular function: protein binding. Lineage: Eukaryota; Metazoa; Chordata; Mammalia; Primates; Cercopithecidae. The coding region runs from base 226 to 1602 and encodes 458 amino acids. Gene Ontology annotation, cellular component: preribosome, large subunit precursor. The record is from RefSeq and is a predicted model, not a curated record.
CAAAAAAAAAAAAAAAAAGCGCAGAAACAGGAACCUGUAUUUUCCAGCCUAAGGCCAACGCAGUUGCAGAAGAUCCUGUAAGCAGCCGGUGUUCCGUACUAAGCCAGUGUCUCACUUCGCUCGCUCGCUUCCGGUGGGCGCGGAAACGUCACCAGACAGCGCCGGAAGUGCCCUCGCGCUGCCUAGGAGACAAGACGCGAGACCGGCAGCGCCCACCCGGUCGCCAUGGAGCUUCCCCUAGGGCAGUGCCAUGAUUCCCGCUCCUGGGACGAUGACUCGGACCCAGAGUCAGAGACAGACCCAGACGCGCAGGCCGAGGCCUACGUGGCCCGCGUUCUCAGUCCGCCAAAAUCCGGGCUGGCGUUCCCGCGUCCCUCGCAGCUAUCCACGCCCGCCGCGUCCCCGAGCGCUUCGGAGCCUCGGGCCGCGUCCAAGGUUUCGGCCGUAAGUGAGCCAGGCCUUCUGAGCCUUCCCCCGGAGCUGCUGCUCGAGAUCUGCUCCUACCUGGACGCCCGCCUCGUGCUUCACGUCCUGUCGCGCGUGUGCCACGCGCUGCGCGAUCUCGUGUAUGACCGUGUCACCUGGAGGCUACGCGCGCUACGCCGCGUACGCGCGCCCUACCCAGUGGUGGAAGAGAAGCACUUUGACUGGCCGGCAGCCUGCAUUGCGCUGGAGGAGCACCUGUCCCGCUGGGCAGAGGAUGGGCGCCGGGCCGAAUACUUCUGCUUGGCCGAUGGGCACCUGGCUGCCGUUGACUCAGUGCUGCUGCUCCAGGGUGGGUCACUCUGUCUGUCGGGCUCCCGAGAUCGCACUGUCAACUUGUGGGACCUGCGGCAGCUGGGGACGGAGCCCAGCCAGGUUCUGGUCAAGACCUUGGGUACUAAGCGGAAUAGUACCCACGAGGGCUGGGUGUGGUCACUGGCAGCGCAGGACCACCGCGUGUGCUCUGGCUCCUGGGACAGCACAGUGAAGCUCUGGGACCUGGCAGCAGAUGGGCAGCAGUUCGGCGAGAUAAAGACCAGCUCAGCCGUGCUGUGCCUCUCCUACCUAUCUGACGUCCUGGUGACUGGCACCUAUGACAAGAAGGUGGCCAUCUAUGACCCCAGAGCCAGCCCAGCCCUGUUGAAGUGCCAGCAACUACACUCCAGACCCGUGCUGGCCCUGAUGGCGGAUGACCAGCACAUCAUCUCAGGCAGCGAGGACCGCACCCUGGUAGUGGUUGACCGCCGAGCCAACAGAGUUCUGCAGCGUCUGCAGCUGGACUCUUACCUGCUCUGCAUGUCCUACCAGGAACCCCAGCUCUGGGCUGGUGACAACCACGGCCUGCUGCACGUCUUCGUCAACCGCAACGGCUGCUUACAGCUUAUCCGGUCCUUUGACGUGGGCCACAGCUUUCCCAUCACUGGGAUCCAGUACUCAGUGGGAGCCUUGUACACCACAUCCACUGACAGGUCCAUCCGGGUGCACGUGCCCACAGACCCACCAAGGACCAUCUGCACCCGAAAGUACGACAGUACGCUCAAUAGGGUCUGUGCUGAGGGCAACCUCGUGGUGGCCGGCUCUGGGGACGUGUCGCUAGAGGUCUGGAGGCUGCCGGCCUGAGCAGGUGGACGUGGAUGUGGAUACUGCCUACCGGAGGCUGGGCUUCCUCCUCUGUUCUUGGGGGACCAUCCCCAAUGUUGGUGCUGCCUCCGCCUCCGCCCCCACCCCGCAGGCCUAGGGCACAAGGAGUCCUGGCCACGUUCGGGUGAGGGUCCUGGCCUGGGCCCUAUGCCUGGGGGAAGGGUGAAGUUGGGGUUCAGGCCUACCCAGGGGGCCGCGCCCCGCUCUUGGGCCGUGGUUUUGUUAUGAUUUGGAUGCCCUGCUCUCAGGUGAGAGCAAAGGAGAAAUAAACCUGACAUGUUGGUGCUUGG